AUGACGAAAAAAGACCCCCUACUCGCUUAUACUAGUAACGUGGUUAACCUAAGCGACUUCGAUAACUCUAAAAUCAGACGGGCGGUCCUACCACGUACAGAGAGCGACUAUAAGUGUGCUCUAAGAAUCUUUGAUGCGUUAACCUAUAAAGCCUUCCUUGUCUGGGCUGCUAAAGGGAAAAAAGGCCGAAUCGAGGCUUUUCCCACUGUAAAAACUAUUCAGGGGUUUCGCAGGGACUUUCAAGCUGGGAUGUUAUAUAUACGAGAUAUUAAUUUUUCCGAUGAAUUUUCCACUACACUUCACGAGUUUAUUCUAAUAGGACUUUGGGAGAAAGUUCCACUUUCUACUGCUAAAAUGGACUAUAGUAGAUUUUCACCUAACGAUAUUAUUAUCCUCUUGAUAUAG
Molecule: messenger RNA, 405 nt
Organism: Penicillium cinerascens
Lineage: Eukaryota; Fungi; Ascomycota; Eurotiomycetes; Eurotiales; Aspergillaceae
Product: Zinc finger C2H2
Exons: 3
Coding region: 1-405 (134 amino acids)
Source: RefSeq, a predicted model, not a curated record